AUGAGAAUACCUUUAGAAUUACUGCCCUUUAGCAGUCUUUCAUCGCUAGAUCUGUUCGGGUCGCUGUUAGGUGACUCAAGUUCAUCGGCAUCAUGUCCUUCGGACUUGCCAUUAACGUGUUCUAACCAUACAGCUAUUGUCGAUACCUGUUGUUUUGAAUACCCCGGUGGUAUAAUGCUGCAAACCCAGUUUUGGGACUACACUCCACCGCGAGGCAUGGAUUCUGGUCCCUGGAACGACGACCUUGAAAAACAUCUGGGUCCGAAUACCUCAUUCACGAACCAUGGGCUGUGGCCAGACAACUGCGAUGGUGGUUAUCAACAAUUUUGUGACAACUCCAGACAGAUAGAUGAUGUAUACCACUUGUUGCAAUCUGAGCAGUUCAACCGGGACGGACUGGAAAUCCGGGGUAAAGACCUGCUGGACAACAUGGACAAGUUUUGGAAAAGUAACACCGGAGACGAUGAGUCUUUGUGGAUCCACGAAUUCAACAAACAUGCCACCUGUAUCAAGACUCUAAGGCCCGAAUGCUACGCUAGGUGGGAUGGCUCCAGUGGCUCCAAAAACGUGGAGGACUACAACAAAAAAACGGUCUACGACUACUACAGGAUCGCUAUGAAGCUGUAUAAAAGUUUGGAUACUUUCAAGGCGCUUGAAAAACAUGGAAUCGUCCCCUCAACAACCAAAAGUUAUACCCGCGACCAAAUCAGCCAAGCAUUGAGCUCUACAUUCCAAGACAAAAAAGUGUUCUUCAAAUGCGACCGCAGCAGAGGCCUAAAUGAAAUCUGGUAUUACCAUUUGCUGAAGGGAAGCUUGUUGAGUGAAGAUUUCAGAGCAAUUGACGCCCUGGGUGCCACUUCAAACUGUCCACCAGAUGGUAUAAUGUUCUAUCCUAAAGGUUAUAGGCCUGGGAACGGGCGGAGACCUGGGAACCCCGGACAUGGAAAUCGUGGCACCAGAGGUGUUAUUCGCAUCAGUGGAUUCCCUGGUAUGAUAAUCAGGAACGGACAUUGGAUGUCCUCUGGCACACCAGCCAAUUUCGAUCUUAUCGAGGCGCCCUUUGGAAACUACUAUCUCAAGUCCAGAACUGGAUAUUGUGGGCCUGAUGACCGUCACGAUGGCGCGUUAGCUUGCAACAAGGGCGUGGGUAAUGCAGCACAAUUCGAAUACGAUGACCAGAAGGGGUACCUGGGAUUGUCUGGUAGUUUUGGUUGGCAUGCUGAUGAAUAUCCAAGAAGACGUCAACAGUCUCUAGUCUACGCUGGUCGUUCUGAAGAUUCGAAGUACCCUUUCAAACUAAAAUUUGUUAAAACUCACUAA
Molecule: messenger RNA, 1320 nt
Organism: Lachancea sp. 'fantastica'
Lineage: Eukaryota; Fungi; Ascomycota; Saccharomycetes; Saccharomycetales; Saccharomycetaceae
Source: the annotation of a GenBank genome assembly